Messenger RNA from Rotaria sp. Silwood1, 8490 nucleotides. NCBI's taxonomy places the organism in Eukaryota, Metazoa, Rotifera, Eurotatoria, Philodinida, Philodinidae. The record is from the annotation of a GenBank genome assembly.
AUGUCAUUUGACUUUCAUCCGAAUACAUUUAAACAAUUAUUUGACAUUAUCCAACAAUUAACAGUUAUACCACUUGAAGAUUUGAAUAUGAAUCUGACUUAUAUUUUAAUUAUUUGUUUGAGAUUAUUUACAAAACAUUUAAAAUUUCUAUUUGUUCUAAUAACAAAUCCAUUUCGAAAUUUAUUAUUCACAAACGAUGAUAUAAUCAAACCUGUUAGUAUUAAUCAAGACAUCGAUUUAAAUGAAUUUAUUCAUGACAAUGAUUUACAAACAUGGUUUGAUACUUUAUUAAUCCUAGCUUGUCGUGAUGAUGAAAAACUAGAACAGAUAACAAUCUGUAGACAAGCAUCAAAAGCUCUUAUGCAAAUUCUUAAUAAAAAAAUGUCUACCUUUACCGAAAAGUUAUCAUUUAUUCAUAAAUACAUUAUCGAAAAUAAACAUUUGAUCUUAAUUAACGAAUUAGUAGUAGAAUUGAAUAAAAAUACAACAUUACUCUGUUGGAUUGAACUCUUAUGUAAUAAUAAAUCAGAGAAUAUAACAGCAUUGAAUAUACUAUACUCAUUUAUUGAUAUUUCCUUCAAUUCUUCGAAUGAAAUGGAAUCAAAAAUGAAACAACAAAUUCAACAAAUAUUACAACGAUUUCAGCAAUUUCUCUUCAUUCGAUUAUCAUCAACAUCGUCUCUAGCGAAUAAAUAUAUUACUUAUAUAUUAAGUAAUUUUAAUGAUAAAUUAGUUAUCGAAAAUGAAUUAUUAAAUUCAAUUCUCAUCAGUUUGGGUUUAUUGACAGAAACACAUUUUAAUUUUGUAACAAUUCAACCACUUAUCACAAGUGUUUUACCGUUACUAGCAGAUCUAAUAUUGAAGAGUACAAUGAAUGAAGGUAUAAUAGUAAAUAAUCUAUCUUACAUGUAUUGGGUAUUAGGUAAAAUGAGUGCUACUUUGAUAGUCGGUCCUCAACCAGAUGCAUUAGAAAUGAAAUAUGUUGAGAAAUUACAAUCACCUCUAUUUGCUGGUGGAUGUGAGAGAUUACCUAUUGAAAACAAUCAGUAUCUAUUGAAUUUAUUGAAAUCGAAUAUCGCCAAUUUCAGUGGAUUUAAAAUAACUGAUUACAAUCUUCAACAAUCAUUAUCCGAUCAUGAAUUUUUAAUGUCAAUUUAUAAUAAUAUUGAUCAAGGUGCAAAAUUAAUAUCGAAAAUGAAAAUCUAUAUGAAAGAUAAACAAAAUUUAGUACAAAAAUCAAUUGAACAACAAGCAAAUAAUGCAUGUGCUGCUUUGUUUGCUGUUUAUAUAAAAUAUUAUCGUCGAAUCAAUUUAGCCAAAUCGGAACUCUCUCGAACAGAUGAUAAUAAACCACAUAAAAAACUUUUAUCUAUUUUCGAAUAUGCAAAUCUUGUUCAGAUAUUGUUUGCAAAAACAAAAGGACAAGGUGGUAAUUGUGACGAACUUUAUGAGCAAAUUAAAAUGAACACAUUAUUCCUUUUAACAUCCAUCAAAGAAAGUAAUUUGAUUCCGAUAAUCGAAUAUGAAACUAAUGAACAAGUAAAUAAACCAAAGUUCAAACGUUAUUAUUCACAAAAAAAUAUUGAAAAGCAUAAUAUUCGACUACUUCGAAAUAUGUUUCAAGCUUGUAUACGAUUUAAAAAAUUAAUAUUAAUUAACAAGAAGGGAAUCGAAGACAAACAAGAUAAUGAAAAUAUUCUAAGACGAGCUAUUGAUUAUUAUAUAUUUAAUGAAAAGAAAUCAGAAUCGGAUGAAUUAAUACAAUGUAUGUUUCGACAAUAUGAACGAGCAAUAUUAAGAUUAAUUACAUAUCGAUUUAUUCAUAAAUUCAUAGAAAAACUAUUUGAUAUGAACAAUCAAAAUCAAAUUCUCAUACUUUUAAGAAUUUAUUUACCAUAUUUAAGAAAAGCAAAUAUUGAAUGGUCAUAUUUAGAAAAUAUUUCAACCACAAAUAUUCAAUUAAAAGAAGAUAUUGGAAAGAAUUAUUAUUUAAUUAUUAAAAUUAUUCUUUCUUAUUUAUUACAAUCAACAAAUAUUGAUCAAAUGAUAUUAAUACAAAAUAUAUUCUAUUUACUUAAUUUAUCUUAUAAUUUAAUAGAUAUUUAUUGUAUACAUAAUAAUGAAGUUCUUCAAAUAUUAUUUAACAAAUUCAGUAGCACAGAUCUUGAUGUAAAAUUUGUUCGAUACAAUUGGUUUCGGUUGUAUGUAUUUAAAUUUUGCGAAAAUUUUCAAAUUGAAACAAAUUCAAUUUUGAAUGAAAUACAAGAAUUGAUCUUUGAGAAAAUAAUUCUAACUGAAUUGAAAUUAUUAAAACAAUCAGAAGAGAAAACAAUACUUAUGAAUAAAAAUAAUUCAUUCAAUAAUGUUGCUAUUGAAUGGUUCAUCAAAGCAAAAGACACAAAUAAUAUAUCAUCAAAAUUCGACGUUGAUCUGUAUAUCAAUCAAUAUUUAAUACUUCUAUUACGAUGUGUUCAUUUGUAUGAACAUGUACGAUCAUAUUGUGCGAAUGAUCAAUAUAUUGAAGAACUAAUUUAUAUUUAUCGAAAUAGUGGAAAUCAAAUAACUAUUUUAAUUUCUUUAAAAAUUCUACAGAAAUUAGUGAGAUAUUUACCGGAAGAUAUGAAUGGAAAAACACAAUUAAUGAUGAAUGAGUUUUUAACCAAUAUUUUAUCUUCUAUCGGUAAGACGACAACAGACAUAACCACUGAAUUAAUCUACAUAUAUCGAAUAAUUAUGUCAUGUAAAUCACCAUGGCAAACAAUGGCCAUUCAAAUAAUCUCGGAUACCAUUACAUCCAAUUUGAAAUCAUUUGAUUCGAUUGAUAAUCUUCUAGCAUCGUUAUGUAUCUUAGGAGGAUAUAUUCAACCUUUUUGCUUAGGUUCAGUUAUAGAAAUUCAUACAACUGAUGAAACUCAAUUAGGAGUAAUUAUCGAUCUUAAUAUCAACUCUCAUGAUCUCGAUACAUCUGAUACACUAAUUUAUCUUGUUCAAUAUAUCGAAACAAACAAAACUGAAUGGAUAACAGGAGAUAAAUUAAAAAUAAAAAUUGAUGUUCUCCCACCGAAUCUUUUGGAUUUACCCAAUGCAAAUAAAUUUAUAGAUUUCUUAUUUGAUGCAUUAGCCUAUUUCAUACAAAUCGAUACAUCAACAACAGAAUCUUUACUUUUCUUACAAUUAAAACGUCGAUCUAUAGCCGUUUUAUAUCGAAUAUUAAAUCAUAAAAAACUCGUGAAUAUAUUCAUGGAAAAAUCAUAUGUAUCAAUCAUCGCUAAAUUAUCAACAUCAGCUUUGCUAUCAAAAACUGCUCAAUCAUCAAUAGAUUUACAUUUAUUAAAUAAAUAUCAUUUAGAACAAUACUGUUUAAAUUUAGAUCGUUGUGAAUAUUUUAAACAAAUUCUUGAUGAUACAAAUGAAACUAUUCAAGAUGAAUUUCGUAUUUGGACAGAUGUUUCAUUUAAAAAAGAUCAAUUAACACUUGAUUUUUCAUUAACAACAAAUGAAUGGAAAUCAAAAAUGUCAAAAAGAGAACUUAAACUAUUUAAAAAAGGUCGAUUUGGAAAUGAUGAAAUAAAAAUUAUUCCAAUGUCAUUUGGAAAUUCUGGAAAAUGGUUCAUAGAAGAAUGUGGAAUAACACAUCGAUUUCCAGGGCGAGUUACUUUAAUUUCUGAAAAUUUUAAUACACUAUUUGUCACAUUUAUUAUUGAUAAUUUACGAUUAACUGAAGGUAAUUGGUACUUUUGUAUUCGAUUAUUAGAAUCAACUUCAGCUCAAAUUGGAUGGGCAACAAAUGGAUUUAAACCUAAUCAUUCUAUUGGAAUAGGUAAUGAUAAAUAUUCAUGGUCAUAUGAUGGAUCUACAGGAAUCAUUUAUAAUAAUAAACAAUAUUCAUUUCCAUUCGAAAAUAUUCUUUGGAGUACGAAUGAUGUUUGUGGUUGUGGAAUUGAAAUAAAUAAUGAUCAUAUACAAAUUAAUUAUUGGUUAAAUGGAUAUUUCUUAGGUACACCUUUUUCUCAUCAAUUUCCUAUAAAUUCAACAACAAAAAUAUGUAAUAUGUUACCAAAUGGAUAUCGAACAAGUUAUUUUCCUGGUGUGACUUUAAAAGUAAAUAAUAUAACAACGUUAAGUGCUUGUGAAUUUAUAUUUCAUCCAAUGGAUAUGUUUGAAUGUCCAUUGCCGAACAACUAUAAACCAUUAUUACUUCCGACUAUGAUCGAUAUUGAUGAUUCACUUGUUGCUUAUCCAUUUAGUGCUUAUUUGGUUGGUGAGAAUGUACAAGAUUAUUUUAUUCCUACACGAAAUAAUAAAUCAAUUCGAUUUUUACGUGAUUUUAUCAAUAAUUAUCACCUUGAAAGUGUAUUUAUAGUGGAAAAUUAUCAAUUGAUAUUGCCGGAACAUAAUGAAGGCUUUCCAUUAACUAUCGAUGAUCAACAAUCAUUGACAAUUAGUUUUGAUUUUUCAGUUUUAAAGAUGUCUCAUGAUUAUCUUGAUAUUCCAUUAUUAACAUUUGAUCCACCGGAUGUAUUUUCAAUACAAAUACCAAUAAAUAAAAUUACAAAUAAAACACAAAUAGCUAUAAUAUUUCAGUUAAAUGAACGAAAAAUAAAAAUUUACAUUAAUAAUGAAUGUCGAAUAUUGGAAAGUCCAAUCAUAACAAAAUUUCAUAUUCAUAUUUUACCAAGAAUAGCUGUUGGAAUUGAAAAUCUUGCUAUUUGGAAAUAUGCUUUAUCGGAAGAACAUAUUCGACGUUUAUUUACUUCUGGUUUAUCCUAUAUUGCAUUUGAUUAUUAUCGAUUAAAUGAAUAUCGAAAACAAGCAAAUAUAUUGACAUUUAAUACUGAAGAUAAAUACUUUGAAAAUGAAUUGAAACAUUUUAGAACAAAUAAUGGAACCUUACAAGUAUUCGGUAAUAAAACUUAUUUUGUUUUAGAUAAAUCUCUAGAUUCAUGGUCGGCAUAUACACUUGUUUUUGAUAUUUCUAUCUAUCAUUUACCAAUCAUAUUAGUAGAAUUAAAUGAACAAUCACAGAUAUGUAUAGCACAUGAUGGUCAACUUUAUCUAUCUAUCAAUAAUGAAAAAUAUAUUCAAAGUGAAUCAAAAUUGAAGUUAAAUGAAUAUAUACGUUUGCUAAUUGCUGUUGAAAAAAAUUCUAUAAAAAUCUAUGUCAAUGGAUUAUUAGAACUUCAUGGAAAUGUAGAUAAUGAUCAAUUAACAAUAAAAGACAAACAAAUUAAUCUCUUCAAAGAAUUAGAUUCAACUAACAGCACAAUUAAUGAAGAUACACUUCGAAUUGAAUGUAAAUCAAUCACUUAUUUAAAUAAAGCAAUUCUUGACAGUGAUGAACAAAUAAAAUCUCCAAAUAAUUCAUUAGAAAGUUUAGUUGCACCUCCAUAUUCAAUUAUAUCACCAAGUUUAAUUCGAAUUGGAUAUGAUGAAUUAUCAAUAAGAUCUGCUAUGAAAUACACUAUGACCACAAAUAUUCAAUUGAUUGAUACAAUUCUACGUGAAAAAUAUUAUAAACAUGAUACAAAUAUUUUAUCAAAACUUGGAUCAUCAAUUAAUAAAGAAAAAUUGAAAGAUUUACUUCAAUUUUCUCAAUUUGAUACUGAAGAGAAAAUAGCAGCUCUUGCAGAAAUUUUACUCAUUCAUUGGAAUGAUAUUCAAACAUUAUCAACACCAUCGAUUGGUAAAGACUGGUUCUAUGAAACUAUUCAUCAUUUAACUCUUAAUGAAAAUCUUUCGGAAUGGAUUCAAGAUAAAUCAAACAUAAUCGAACCAACUGAUCUUACUUAUCAACUAUUUGAUUUAAAUCAAUCUAUAGAUGAACAAACAAAAAUCACAACUAAUAUCAUUGAUGAUCAAUGGAAAAACAUUAAAUAUACUUAUCAACAUAUGACUCGCAAUAAAUAUCAUCAAUCUCGUCUUGCUUGUGAAUAUGAUUUGAUUUCAAUCUAUGCACAUUAUACAAUUAUAAAUAUAUUAACAAUUUGGUUUAAUGAUGGAUCAAGUUUAUUUCCAUUAGAAGAAUUUGGUGAUGCAACAUUUAUUGUAACAUUAUUUCGAUUAUUAGACUAUCACACAUGUUUACAUAUUGAUGAAACUAUUGAUAGAAUGAGUUUGUUAAUAAAUUCAAUUCUUAAAGUUGAAUUAAAUGAAUUACUUAAAUAUCAUCGAAUAAGAAAUAAUAAGAUUACUAAUGAUAUAUUACAAUAUAAAGGUUUUUUACUUUAUUAUUUACAAAAAGAUAUUAUGAUUCAAUCGAUUAAAAUUUUAUUUGAUCCAUCAUUAUUAUCUUCAGAAUAUAGUGAAGAGUUUGAUAUAAAAAAACCAAAUAUAAAUUUUAUUCUUAAAUUACUUCAUCUAUUUGUCAAAUUUAUAUCUGAAAAAUUGACGACAAAACAAGAAGACAUUGAUUUAUUAAUUUCAUUAUUAUUUCCCGAAUCUUUAGUCAAUAUAUUAUUCAAUUUAUUUCUUAUAAAUCCAAUGCAUCAAAUAAAAAGUACUAUCCUUCAAUUAUUGUCUAGUUUAAUACAAACAAGUGACAAUUCCCAUUUAAAUCAAAAUAUUCAACAUUUUCUAUUCCAUUUAUUCAUUGAAUUACCACCAAAUUCUACAUCAGUAUAUACUCAAACAAUGAGAACAUUUCAAAUCUCUCUCAUGAAUUUAAUUUUUCUAUUAACUAAAAGACAAAAAUCUCAAUCAAUUACAAUGAAUAUAACAAACGAUCAAUUUAAUUUUCCUCAAAGUUUUCAUGAUCUAUUAAUAUCAAUUGAUGUUAUUGAUGCUUUAAUCGAUAAAACAAAGCAUAGAUCAUUUCCAGAAAUGUUCAUAAGACAAUCAAUUAUUUUACUCGGUAAGAAUCUUCAAUUCACUAGAGAUGAUAUCGAAAAAUCAAAUAAUUAUUUUGAUACAAUUGCUGAUUUACAAUUAAUUAAUUUUAUGAACAAUCAUCUUCUCUUAAAAAUUUCUUUUAUUCAGUUUAUCAAUGAUCUACCCAUCGGAUCCAUACCUAAUCCAACAUAUUACAAAACUUAUCCAUCUUUAUGCCAUAUUCCAGCUAUUUAUAUACAAAUUCGUGCUAAACUUUUCUAUCAAUUUAAUAUAUUUAUAGAAAAAUUAGUAUCAGUUAUUGAUCUUAGUCUACUUCCGGGACAAAGUAUUGUCACAGAUCAAAUUCAAAAAAUCAAAUCAUACAUAUUAUACGAAAUAAAAUCAAAACUAUUUUAUACAACUCUAACUCUUACUGAAUUGGAGACACAUCAUGAUAUGCCUACUGUUAAUUUCAAUACAGUUAAAGCCAGUUCUGGUAUAGAUACGAUGUUUAAUCAAGCUUAUGAUCAAUUAUAUAAUAAUGCUCAUAUAACAUUUAGAAAAGAAUAUAAUCAACUAUGGCAUGCACAAUAUCUUGGUAUGCAUAGUACAGAUCAAGGUGGUCCAUUUCGUGAUUCUGUGACACGUAUUUGUUCUGAUAUAUGUAGUACACGAUUAUCCUUAUUUAUUUUAUGUCCAAAUGGACGAACAAAUAGUGGUUUAAAUAAUGAUCGUUGGAUUCCCAAUGUUUUCCCAUCAAAUAAAUCAAUUCCAAAUCGAAUAAAACAACAAUAUCAAUUUAUUGGACAAUUAAUGGGUAUGGCAAUACGAAAAAAACAUUAUUUGUCUUUAAAAUUCCCUAAUUUAUUAUGGAAACAAUUAGUUCGAGAACGAAUAACUAUUGAAGAUAUUGAAGAUAUUGAUAUUCAAAGUUUUACCAUGAUUAAUGAAAUAGAAAAAAUGAUUAAACAAAAUAAUCAAUUAAUCGAUAUUGACAAAGUGUUGAGAACUACGUUCGAUGAACUUCGAUUUGAAGUUAUUAGUUCAAAUGGAAAAACAUAUGAACUUGUUCCAAAUGGAAGGAAUAUUCCAAUAACAACUUCGAAUUUUCAAGAUUAUUGUUCAAGUUAUCGUCAAUAUCGUUUAAAUGAAUUUUAUCGACAAAUUGAAUGUAUUCGUCAAGGAUUGUAUAGUGUUGUUCCUGGAUAUUUCUUAGGUUUAUUUACAGCUAAUGAACUUGAAGAAGCUGUUUGUGGCAAAGGAGAAAUCGAUAUCGAAUUAUUAAAAAGAAAUACAGAAUAUGGUGGUCGUUAUAAUCAAAAUUCACCAUCUAUUCAACAAUUUUGGAAAAUUCUCAAGGAAAUGUUCAACGAAGAACAGAAGAAAUUAUUUUUAAAAUUUGUCUGGGGUCGAUGUACAUUACCAAGUUGUGAUGAUGACUUUGGAUCAAAAUUUAGGAUUGAACCCUAUAAUAUAUCUCAUGGAUCUGUAGAUGGAGCACUUCCAAGAUCUCAUACAUGUACUUUUGGUCUUGAUUUACCUACUUACUCAUCAAUUGAUAUCAUGUAUGAUCGGUUGAAUUAUGCCAUAACUUAUUGCUCAAGCAUCGAUACAGAUCGUCAGAUGAAUGAACCUCCUACUCCAACUGAUUUAGAAUCUGACGGGACAACAGAUGAAUCAUGA